AUGAAGACCGUGGACAUUCGCAUAUUAUUCAUCUUGUCUAUUCAAAAUGCGCUAAUCAACGUGGCCUAUCAGCAUAAUUAUGACUACAACUAUCCACAGCCAGUCAGGGUCCACCCAAUGCUCCGCCCCCACCAGGCCAGCCACGCCAUCAACCCGGUGAUGCAGACGAAUUUUCAAGCUGCCGCUCCAGCUCAACUACCGCAUCCGUGGCUCCGCCCGUUCCGCUGGACGAUACUGCCCCAAAAUUUGUGCACCCCGGAGUUGAAAGUGAUCUUUGUGGUCCAUACCGCCGUGUCAAACAAGGAAAAGCGAGCAGCGAUCCGUGAAACGUAUGGAAAUAUGCAGUGGUAUGAGAAGUACAAAAUCCGAACCGUUUUUGCCACCGGUCGCUCUCUGGAUCAAAACGACGAGUUUCAACUGGAAAAUGAGGCUCGAAUGUUCAAAGACAUCGUCCAGGCCGAUUUCGUGGACCACUACCGUAAUCUGACGAUCAAGGGUCUCACCUGGAUGCGCUAUCUGCGAGAUUUCUGCCCGGAUGUGAAAUUAGUGGUGAAGCUGGACGACGAUUUGCUACCAAAUAUUUUUGGAGUGAUGGAGGACUUCAACAAGAAUUUGAUCAAAACGAACCGGACCUUCACCUGCUUGUUGUUUUACGGAAAAGUGAUUCGGGAGGCCAAUUCGCCUUGGUACGUCCCACUUGAAGCAAUGCCCGAAAACGAGUGGGGAAGGUACUGUACUGGGACAAGUUUUAUGAUGUCACGAGACCUUGUCGGGGACAUUAUUGGAGCUGUCGAAAAACGCCAACAUUAUGUUCCGGUCGACGACGCAUUCCUGACCGGGCCAAUAGGUCGUGAAGUCGGCGCGACCUACGAUUUUGAUACCUAUGCUUCAAAAUACGAGCUGAACGACAAGCACACCGAGGAGAAAAUGAUGGCCAAAAAAGUUUAUUUCGCGCUAUACCCCACCGUGUCUGCCUUGAGGAGAAUGUUUGGGGAGUUGCAAUUCAUCUACAAAAUGGCCACCGACCCGCCAGAUCACUUCAAGGGCUACCAGAAGAACGACCCAAAACCA
Molecule: messenger RNA, 1071 nt
Organism: Mesorhabditis spiculigera
Lineage: Eukaryota; Metazoa; Nematoda; Chromadorea; Rhabditida; Rhabditidae
Source: the annotation of a GenBank genome assembly